AGAGAGCGCCGUUUCCAGCAAGAACCCUAAAAAUCAAGUCCUUGCUACUCGAGGGCAAUGCGGGCAGUGGUGCAGCGAGUCUUGUCCGCCAGAGUCGAUGUCGAUGGCCAAAUUGUGUCACAGAUGCUUGCUUGUGCGUUUUUUCCUUUCUUCCUUGAAACGCUUUCCCUGCAGAUGUCCUAAUUGAGCUUCGGAUGGGCAAGGAGAUGCAGUUUUCUUUGGUGUGUUCUUCGCAGCUGCAGGAAAAUUCUAAGCAUUGCGCUUAUUUGUGAACGACAAAACCGCCAAAGCAUGUGUCAUGCAAAAGAACCUCCGACGUUUUGCUCGGGAUUGUAUGAAUGUAUUGCAACAUUUAUCUUUUUUCUUCUUCCACUGUCCAUUGAGUCAGUUCACGCUUUAUGGAUUUCUCAAGGGGAACAACCCGGACUUCCACUUGGCCAUGCCACCACUCCAGGCUAAGGAUUUCUACUCCAAGUUCGUCGAGGCUGUCGCUCACUCCUACUCUACGGACAAAGUUAAAGGCAAGCAUUGUGUGAUCUCCAUGAAUCCCUCCAAAAGCUAAGCCGUGCGUAUAUUUGGCGCACUGAUGCAAGUUCAGUUGAUUAAUGAUGGACCAGUGACGCCGCAGCUCGAUUCUCGCAAUCCAGAACUCUUCCUCUUAACUCUCAGGUUUCAGUAUAAUUGAAUAAGCAUUCGCAUUUGGAUCCUUGCGAUUAGAAAAUUCGCUGGCUUCCUGACAUCUCACCCUUUUGCAGUGCACUGCUAACAUACUACUCCACAGUUUCAUUGAAAGAACACCAAAUUCGUUUGUAGCGAUGGUACCAAAAGCGCCUGGGUCACAGCUGGGAUUCCACGAGGCGAAGCUGCCGAGCAGAUUGUGGAGAACGUACUAGCAGAUGAGCGGUGCUGGUUGGUCCUGGUUUCAUCAAUAUUCCGCACCGGCUGUGCUAAUGUCCGUCCAACAACUGUUCCAUUGAUCACUAGAAAACAAUUUCCACCUUCAUUAGCACUCCGUCGUCUUCACCACUCAGCGGACGGCCUCUGGACCAUCGUGAGAGUCUCGCUUCCGCGAAUUUGCUCCCUCCCGGCCCGUCGAUCGCAUGGCUAGGCAACUUGGUGCUCACAGUCUUGGUGUGAAGUGAAAACAGUUGGGGAUCAGUUGAAGGGGGUGAUUUUCCUGGUGAGACUUUCCUUUCCAUCGGAAGAAGAAGGACAAGAACAAGAAGGAUGAGAAGCUAAAACAGGAUUUUUAUCGAGUCAUGGGACUGCUCUUGCUGCUGCUGCUAUGGCUAUGUGCUGCUCAAGCCCGGGACUCUUCGUCUUUGUUUGUCAAGGUUGCUCACCACCGAAGCCAGAUAAGGAGGAGUUUCAAGUUUCCAUCUCGAGCAUUCGGGGAGAGGACGGAGGAUAUCAGGCUCAUUGGGAAUGCGGCAGUGAUGGGGGAUGGAUCGAUAAGAAUUCCAGCUCAGGAUGCGCAAGCCAACCAAGCGGGACGAGCGCUCUUUGCAUCGCCAGUCCGGAUGUGGGAUCCAAACACCAGCAUCCCGGCCUCGUUCGACACUACCUUCUCCUUCGUCAUCCAGAGCUCUUCGUCGUCCACAAGCCAUGAAACUGGUGGAGGCCUGGCUUUUAUCAUAGCUCCGGAUGAAAUGACGGUUGGUCGAGACGCUGGCUAUCUGGGAAUGCUCAACGAUGCGUGCGUCCACCACCGGCGAGGCAACAGCAGCGAGGGUAGGCGUCCCGUGAUCGCGGUGGAGUUUGACACUUUCAAAGACGACGAGUUUGGCGAUCCCAAUGACAACCAUGUUGGCCUGAACUUGGGAAGCGUCAUAUCCAACGAGACGGCCGAUCUCUCCAACGCGGGAGUGUUCCUGAGGAACGGCUCGUCUGUGACUGCCAGGAUCAGCUACGACAGCUCCAUCCAGCACCUCCAAGUUCGAGUGAGCUCCACUCAUUCCUCGCGCGACCCCGAGUUUGAUCCGGCCAAGCAAGACAGCUUACUCGACGACGAUCAGGUUCUUCCACUGAUUUCCACGCCGGUCGAUCUCUCCAGCUUUCUCAAGGAGUACAUGUUCGUCGGCUUCACGGCUUCCACCGGUGCCGAGGCUCUCUCCCACAGCAUCCUCUCGUGGACCUUCUCGUGUGCCAGCCACGCCGUCCAGAGGUUCCCGCCGGUGACUCUCAGCAACAGCAAGGAAACCAUCUCCCACCGAGAGGAAUGCGAAGACGCCAUCGUGGAGGACAAGUUCGACCACGCCAGCGGCAGAAAGGGCCAUCCCCCGGCCAUCUUCUUCGUGUUCGUCAGCGUAAGUGCUACCGUCCUCUCGCUGGUUCUCAUCGUGCUCGUUUCUUGGCGAAGGAACAGAGCUCACUCGAGCAAAAGCAUUAGUGCUAGUAUUAGUGGCGGUGGUGGUGAUCCAUGGAGCAUGCCAGUCGUGAUGCUCCCAAGGCCGAGGCCGCUCCACAGGCCCCGAGAGUUUGAUCUUCCUGAGCUGGUGGUAGCAACCGGGGACUUCGCCGAGAAGCAGAAGCUCGGGCAGGGGCCGCUCGGAGUAGUUUACAGGGGAAGCUUGCAGGAUGGCAGCUUGGUAGCGAUCAAAGUUCUCAGCAACGUCUGGCCGGUCUCGUCCUCAGGUGUGCUGUGCGUGCCGAGCUUGAACAUGAGCAAGAACAGGAAGCGCAAGCAGCAGCUCAUCUCGGAGAUCCUCCCGGCUUUCAGCAAGCUCAGGCAUCCCCGGUUGGUUCCAGUCCGGGGUUGGUGCGAGUCAGGCCCGGAUCUCAUGGUGGUUUACGAGUACAUGCCCAACGCGAGCCUGGAUAAGUGGCUCCAUCCCGCGGAAGCUCUCCUGGCGCUGCCGUGGAUCCACCGCUGGAAGCUGGCAGGGGACGUAGCCGCGGCGCUCCUCCAUCUCCACAUGUCGAACUUCCUCCACGGCCGCGUCAAGUCGAGCAACGUUCUCAUGGAUAUCACCUUCCAGGCCCGGCUCGGUGACUUUGGCUUGCUCGGCUCGAGCUCCUCGCGAGCUCCAAGCUCUUCGGAUCAUCAUCCUCAGCCAGAGUAUCAUCUUCCUCCGGAGGCGAGCUCCUCCUCGGAUCCGUGGACCCGAGAGAUGGACGUCUAUGGAUUUGGGAUCGUUUGCCUGGAGCUCGUCUCCGGGGGUCCUCCAAGUUCCGAGGAGGGUGGGUCUCUGGUGGAUCGAGCGUGGCUGCUACACGAGCGGGGGUGUGGGAUUGGAGAGCUGGUCGAUCCGAAGCUUGGGGGAAGCUUCGUGUUUGAUCAGGCAAUGACCCUCUAUGGAGUUGGAUUGCUUUGCUCUCAUCCGGAUCCGAGAUCCAGGCCCGCGAUGGAAGGCGUGGCGCGCUUGCUGGAGCGCAGGACGGACAUUCCCCCUAUCCCGGCAAGAACUCCCGCGAGGUGUGAUUAACGUGAUUAAUGUGUAAAGGUGGCCAUGCAACUCUGCAAGGAGACGCAUUUUUUUUCUGAUCUAUCGUUCGCGCAUUGUGGGAAAGGAAACAAAAACCGUUAAUGGAUAGUGUUUUCUUCCUACUAAAGUAACGUGUAAGAUAAAAGGUGUUCUAGGGCACAUUUCUUUUAUAAGGGUUGUCAUUAUCUUAA
Messenger RNA from Selaginella moellendorffii, 3616 nucleotides. RefSeq names its product probable L-type lectin-domain containing receptor kinase S.5. Lineage: Eukaryota; Viridiplantae; Streptophyta; Lycopodiopsida; Selaginellales; Selaginellaceae. The transcript has 5 exons. The record is from RefSeq and is a predicted model, not a curated record. Gene Ontology annotation, molecular function: protein kinase activity; carbohydrate binding; ATP binding. Gene Ontology annotation, biological process: protein phosphorylation. Gene Ontology annotation, cellular component: plasma membrane. The coding region runs from base 1260 to 3425 and encodes 721 amino acids.